This is a messenger RNA of Brettanomyces bruxellensis, 3948 nucleotides long. It is a transcript of the gene OXP1, whose product is annotated as 5-oxoprolinase. The transcript is spliced from 2 exons. The record is from RefSeq and is a predicted model, not a curated record. NCBI's taxonomy places the organism in Eukaryota, Fungi, Ascomycota, Pichiomycetes, Pichiales, Pichiaceae. Gene Ontology annotation, cellular component: cytosol. The coding region runs from base 1 to 3948 and encodes 1315 amino acids. Gene Ontology annotation, biological process: glutathione metabolic process. Gene Ontology annotation, molecular function: 5-oxoprolinase (ATP-hydrolyzing) activity.
AUGGGUAACAUUAGAAUCGCUAUAGACAGAGGUGGAACAUUCACCGAUUGUAUUGGAAAUCCAGGGACAGGAAAACAAGAAGAUGAUUUCGUGAUUAAGCUAUUGUCGGUUGAUCCACAAAACUAUCCGGAUGCCAACCUAGAAGGAAUAAGAAGGCUUUUGGAGAUAUUUCAGCACAAGAAGAUCCCAAGAGGACAACCGAUAGAUACAUCAGAAAUUGAAUCAUUGCGUAUGGGUACUACAGUUGCCACAAAUGCAUUGCUUGAACGUAAGGGUGAAAGAUGUGCAUUGGUUACCACCAAGGGUUUUAAGGAUGUUCUCGUGAUAGGUACACAGGCACGUCCAGACAUUUUUGAUUUAUCAGUUGCCAAACCUGGCCUUCUAUAUAAUACGGUUGUUGAAAUCGAUGAGAGAGUUACUCUUGAAGAUUUUGUUGAAGAUCCAAAGCAACAGGUGACAAAACCAAACGGAAAAGAUCUGGUCCAGGGUCUUUCUAAAGAAACAAUUCGGAUUCUAAAAGCCCCAAAUAAGGAUGAGGUUAGGUCUAUACUACAGGCAGUUUAUGAUUCCGGAACCAGAUCGAUUGCGAUCUGUCUCAUGCAUUCAUACACGUUCCCAGAUCAUGAGAAAAUUGUGGGCCAGAUUGCCAAAGAGAUUGGCUUCACACAUAUUUCACUUUCUAGCGAGUUGACGCCCAUGAUAAAGUAUGUUGCCAGGGCUAAUUCCUCUGUUGCGGAUGCUUACCUAACUCCUGAAAUCAAGAAAUAUCUACGUGGAUUCGAAUCUGGCCUCAAGGAUGGCAUUCAGAAGAUUGCCUCUGGAAAAACUUCCGGAUUGCGUUGUCAGUUUAUGCAGUCUGAUGGUGGUCUGGUUGAUGCUUCCUCUUUUUCUGGUCUUCGUGCAAUCCUUUCGGGACCUGCUGGAGGUGUUGUUGGCUAUGCUAGAACGUGUUACGAUCCCGAAAAUGGUAUACCAUUGAUUGGUUUCGAUAUGGGUGGUACAUCGACUGAUGUUUCUCGUUUUGGUGAUGGCAAGUUCGAUCACGUUUUUGAAACCACCACCGCUGGUGUCACAAUUCAGUCGCCACAACUUGACAUAAAUACUGUGGCUGCUGGUGGUGGAUCCAUUCUUUCGUACAAAAACGGUUUGAUGCAAGUCGGUCCUGAAUCUGCAUCUUCUCACCCUGGUCCUGCUUGCUACCGUAAAGGAGGCCCUCUAACUGUUACUGAUGCAAAUCUCUUUUUGGGUAGGCUUGUUCCUGAGUUCUUUCCGAAGAUUUUUGGCCCAAACGAGGACCAGGGCUUGGAUUAUGCGAUCACAAAACAAAGGUUUGCGGAGAUCACUUCUGAGAUUAAUUCGUGCAACCCAGAUAUCAAGCCUAUGACUGCGGAGGAAGUUGCCAACGGAUUUCUAUCUGUCGCCUAUGAAAACAUGGCACGUCCCGUGAGACAACUUACUGAGGCAAAAGGUCAUGUUUUAUCCAAGCACAGACUUGUUUCCUUUGGUGGUGCUGGAGGUCAGUGUGCUUUUGCAGUUGCGAAUCUUUUGGGAAUCAACACCAUUCUCAUACAUAAAUACUCCUCUGUUUUGUCUGCGUAUGGUAUGGAGUUAGCUGAUGUGGUGAAAGAAGUUCAGGAACCUGCUUCAUUUACAUUGAACAACGAGUCAAGACCGGACAUCGAGUCUGUUUUCACGCGCUUGAAAGGUGAGGCCAAGUUGUCAUUACAAGCUCAGGGAUUUACAGGUGAUGACGAUAUUGUGUACGAGGAAUAUUUGAACUUGAGAUAUCAGGGAACGGAGUCCGGCAUUAUGGUUCCAAGAGAAGCAGAUAAGGGUUCCUGGGGCUUUAAGGAGACAUUUUGCGACAUGCAUAAGCGUGAGUUUGGAUUUUUGUUUGAUAAGCAGAUUAUUGUCGAUGAUGUUAGGGUUCGUGGUAUAGGAAAGGCAACAAAGAGAGACGAGGAUACUGUUGAUCACCAAAUCAAGGAAUUAAAGGCUAAACACAGUAUAAAGCCAGUUUCUGCCGAUGAAGCAACUAUGGUGAAGGAUGUUUACUGGGAUAAGGGUGGCAGCAAACCAACAAGUAUAUACUACCUUGAUCAUCUUCCAGUGGGAACGGAAGUUCAAGGUCCUGCUAUCAUUGCAGAUGGCACUCAGACUAACCUUAUUCCACCUAAUGGGAAAGCGCUAGUGCUCAAGACCCAUUUGUUCGUUACACUUACUAAAUCAUUGGAAAUGAAGCACGAGAAGAAGCAGACCGAAAAAGAGGCUUCAAAGGAGAUCACAAUUGAGCCAGUUCUACUUUCUAUUUUUUCCCAUAGGUUUAUGGAUAUAGCUGAGCAGAUGGGUAACUCGCUUCAGAAAACUUCCGUCUCUGUUAAUGUGAAGGAAAGGCUUGACUUCUCGUGUGCUCUCUUUGAUUCUGAGGGCAACUUGGUGGCAAAUGCUCCUCAUGUCCCGGUUCAUUUGGGAUCGAUGUCCACGUGUAUUUCGUGUCAGGCCAAACUUUGGAAAGGCCGCUUACAUGAGGGUGAUGUGAUUAUAACUAAUCAUCCUGCUGCAGGAGGAACGCACUUGCCAGAUAUUACUUUGAUUACUCCAGCAUUUGACCACGAAAAAAUCAUAUUUUAUGUCGCUGCUCGUGCACAUCAUGCUGAUAUUGGUGGAUUGCUACCAGGAAGUAUGCCUCCAAAUUCAAAGGAGUUAUGGCAGGAAGGAGCCUGCUUCUACUCCGAGUUGUUGGUUAAAGGAGGUGUAUUCCAAGAAGAAAUGGUUGUGCAGAAGCUUCUUAAGGAUCCAGCUCAACAUGCUGGCUGCUCUGGCUCCAGAAGACUCUCGGACAAUCUUUCUGACCUUAAGGCACAAUUGGCAGCAAACCAGAUGGGUAUUUCUUUGAUUGACAGACUUGUUACCGAGUUUGACCUUCCUACUAUUAUGGGAUACAUGCAUGCCAUUCAAGACAAUGCCGCAGAUACCGUCUCGAGAAUGCUAGACCGUAUAAUUGCCAAGCAUGGAAUUGAAAAUAUCCAUUGCGUCGAUCAUAUGGAUGAUGGUUCUGCGAUCUGCUUGCACUUGAGGAAGAACCAAGAGAACGGAAAGAUAAUCUUUGAUUUCACCGGAACCUCGCCUCAGGCAUACAACAAUUUGAAUGCCCCACAUGCCAUCACAUACUCGGCAAUCAUUUAUUGUUUAAGGUGCAUGGUCGAUGAGGAUAUUCCGUUGAACCAAGGAUGUAUUCGUCCAAUUGAAGUUGUUAUUCCUAAAUCCUCUCUCUUGGAUCCCGACAGUGGUUGUGCCGUUGUUGGAGGAAAUGUCUGCACCUCUCAAAGAGUGACCGAUACAAUUCUUAAGGCAUUUCACGUUAUGGCUGAUUCUCAGGGUUGCUGUAACAACUUUACCUUUGGUAACGAUGGAUUUGGCUAUUACGAAACUAUAGCAGGUGGUCACGGUGCUUCUGCUCAUUGGAGUGGUGUGUCUGGCAUUCAAACAAACAUGACGAAUACUAGAAUUACAGAUGCUGAAGUGUUUGAAAAGAGAUACCCGAUCAUUCUCAGAGACUUCUCGAUUAGAGAGAAUUCUGGUGGGAAUGGACUUUUCAAAGGUGGAAAUGGAGUUCGCCGUGAAAUUGAAUUUCGUAUUCCUGUAAAUGCAUCGAUAUUGUCAGAGAGGCGGGCAAUUGCACCUCAUGGAAUGGAAGGUGGUGAGGAUGGCUCCAGAGGACUGAACUUAUGGAUUAGGAAUGUUGGUGAUAAGAAGCAAGUCAUUAACAUUGGAGGAAAGGCUAGUGUAGACGUUUCAUCUGGUGAUAGAAUUAUCAUACUUACACCUGGAGGAGGUGGCUGGGGAGAACCAUCAGCUCGCACGCCUGAGUCACAACGGAAAAAGGUGGUAUAUCCUGUUGGUGCAGGUUCGCUCUCGAUCAGGAAGAAGCAACAGUAUGAGAAUUAA